This is a messenger RNA of Sinocyclocheilus rhinocerous, 924 nucleotides long. RefSeq names its product protein jagunal homolog 1-A-like. The transcript is spliced from 3 exons. Bases 175 to 726 code for a protein of 183 amino acids. Gene Ontology annotation, cellular component: endoplasmic reticulum membrane. Gene Ontology annotation, biological process: granulocyte colony-stimulating factor signaling pathway; endoplasmic reticulum organization; vesicle-mediated transport. NCBI's taxonomy places the organism in Eukaryota, Metazoa, Chordata, Actinopteri, Cypriniformes, Cyprinidae. The record is from RefSeq and is a predicted model, not a curated record.
UCAAAUCACAUUGCGCGGAGGGGCGGAGAGAUUCUUUAUUGCCCUGUUUGUGCGCAUGAGCAACAUAUUAUUGCCUUCAUUGAUAAAAAUCCUUUGUGUUAACAUUUCCUCAUCAAAUCUCACUGUCGCUUUUGGCGCGUUUCAUCACUUCAUACGUCAUCUGGAAAAUCGGCAAUGGCAUCACGUGCGGGCCCAAGAGCUGCAGGGACUGAUGGGAGUGAUUUUAAACAUAGAGAGAAAGUGGCUUCUCACUAUCAGAUGAGUGCUUCACUGAAAUCAGAGAUAAAGAAGCUCACCGUAGUGCAUUUCUUCAUAUGGAUACUGGUGGCGGCUCAGGUGGCUGUUAGUCAUCUCAAUCUGGUGUCACAUGAUCUGGUGGCCAUGCCCUAUCAGUGGGAGUAUCCAUACCUUUUGAGUCUCCUGCCCUCGUUUAUUGGAGCCCUGGCCUUGCCAAAGAACAACAUCAGCUAUCUGGUGAUCUCCAUGAUCAGUGCUGGUUUGUUCUCAGUGGCACCCUUGAUUUUUGGUGCAAUGGAAAUGUUUCCACUGGCCCAGCAGCUGUACCGACAUGGAAAAGUUUACCGGUUUAUCUUUGGUUUCUCGGCCGUAUCUGUGAUGUAUCUACUCAUGGUGAUCGCUAUUCAGGUGCACGCAUGGCAAAUCUACUACAGCAAGAAGCUUCUAGAUGCCUGGUUCAACUCAACACAAGAGAAGAAGAAGAAAUAAACAUGCUGUUGUAUACUUGAAUUUGUCUCAGUCUCAGUUGUUACUGUACUAUGCAUGCAAUUAUUAUAAAUGUUUAAAUAUUUACAAUUUAAAUGUACAUUUGUAAGCUAACAAAGCUUAAUAUCUGGACUUUUUACAUUUAUUCACAUAUGUUAAAAUUAUGUUUACCUUUUUAAAUUGUUUACCUUUUUUAGUUUU